Molecule: messenger RNA, 2079 nt
Organism: Dioscorea cayenensis subsp. rotundata (Guinea yam)
Lineage: Eukaryota; Viridiplantae; Streptophyta; Magnoliopsida; Dioscoreales; Dioscoreaceae
Product: probable protein phosphatase 2C 23
Biological process (GO): protein dephosphorylation
Molecular function (GO): protein serine/threonine phosphatase activity
Source: RefSeq, a predicted model, not a curated record
CUUCUUCUUCCUUGCUCUUCUUCUCUCUUUCCCAAAAAACCCACCCAAAUUUCUCUCUUCCCAAAAUAUCCCUCAUGUUCUUCCCAUUCUAACCCAAACUCCUCUCUCUCCUUCCACCAUGGGCAACACCAUCGCCAAGUUCUCACCUUGCUUCAAUGGCGGCGGCGGCGGCGGCGGCGCGGCCGCCGCAGCACCGCCGGAGCCCUACGACGAUCCCAACCUCGGGCACGCCUUCUGCUACCUCCGUCCCAAUGACACUACCAUCUUCCGAACGAUCUCCGGCGCUGCACUCGGCGCCAACGCCUCCACGCCGCCAUCCACGUCGGAGCUCCACUCCCUCACCUCUCACCUCACCUGGCCGGCGGCGGCUAAUACCGCCGCCUCCGGCUUCGAGAGCUCGACCUCGUUCUCCUCUGUUCCGCUCCAACCCGUCCCUCGCUUCUCCUCUGGUCCUCUUUCUUCCUCUCUCGCCGAUCGUGGAUUUCUCUCCGGCCCCAUCGAGCGUGGCUUCCUCUCCGGCCCUAUCGAUCCCCGCUCCACCUCCACCUCCACUGGAUCCUCCAAUCUCAUCGGCAGCAGUAAUCGAACCACGGAUUCCUCCGAUUCAAUUCCCAUUCCCAAUCGGAGCAAUCUCCAUUGGGCGCAAGGCAAGGCCGGAGAGGAUCGCGUCCACGUCGUCGUCUCCGACGAGCACGCCUGGCUCUUCGUCGGCAUCUACGAUGGAUUCAAUGGCCCCGAUGCCCCAGAUUACCUUCUUUCCAAUCUCUACUCCGCCAUUCACAGUGAGCUCAAAGGGAUCCUCUGGGACGACGAAUCACCGAACCCUAAUUGGCCGGAGAACCAUCUGGCGGUGCUGAAAGCUCUCUGGAAAGCCUUGAAGAAGACGGAGGAAGCCUAUUUAGGGAUCACUGACAAGAUGGUGAUGGAGAAUCCGGAGCUUGCUCUGAUGGGUUCUUGCGUCCUGGUGAUGCUGAUGAAGGGGGAGGAUGUUUAUCUGAUGAAUGUUGGGGAUAGCCGUGCUGUUCUUGCUCAAAGAUUGGAUUUUUAUUCUCGGAACUCCAUUGAAAAGGAAAACCAAGGUCUUGAGAUGAUGAUGAUGAUCACUGAUGGAUUGCAUGAUUUGGCUGCUCUGCAACUCACCAUUGAUCACAGCACUUGUGUUCUUGAGGAAGUGGAGAGAAUAAGAGAUGAACAUCCUGAUGAUGCUUGUGCUAUUGUGAAUGAUCGAGUGAAAGGAUCGUUGAAUGUUACUCGAGCUUUCGGUGCCGGAUUUCUCAAACAGCCGAAAUGGAACAAUGCGCUUCUAGAGGUGUUCCGAAUUGAUUAUAUCGGGAACAAACCAUAUCUCUCAUGCACGCCGUCUCUUUAUCACCAUAAAAUCAGCUCGAAGGAUAGAUUUCUGAUACUGUCAUCAGAUGGACUUUACCAGUACUUCACUAACGAUGAAGCCGUCAGUCAAGUCGAAUUGUUCAUUACAAUGUGCCCCGAAGGUGAUCCGGCACAACAUCUUGUCAAAGAAGUUCUUUUCCGAGCAGCAGCAAAAGCUGGCAUGGAGUUCCAUGAAUUGCUUGAAAUUCCACAAGGAGACCGAAGACGGUACCAUGAUGAUGUUUCGAUCAUUGUUAUUUCCUUGGAAGGAAGGAUUUGGAGAUCUUGUGUGUAAAUAGACAUAAAAAUACGAAAAGAAAUACAUACACAUGCACACAGAAAAACAAUGUCAGAUGAAACUCCGGGAUAUAUACUCUGCCAUUGCAUCAGAGUUAAAACUCAGACCGAUUGAUCCAAAUUGGUGUGUUCUUGAUUUUGCGAUCAAUAUGUUGAGGAUCGAAAUAAGAAAAGCCGAGAUUUUGUAUGAAUGCUGCUGAUGUAGAACUAUAUUGCCCAUUUGCUUAUUUGGAGCCUGUGAUUUCUGAAAUAUUGGUAAUACUGCCAAUGCAACAGUAAUGUUUCACCGUGAUAUCUUUGAAUAGUAUGAUCAAAUUAUGUUAUUGUCUUGACUCGAGCAUUGUGAAAUUUGGUUCAUCUGUGACUUUUCGGCAUUAUUUCUCUCGUUGAGUGUGUUGAAUAUGAACUUCUAGA